Messenger RNA from Danio aesculapii, 1358 nucleotides. RefSeq names its product leupaxin-like. Bases 1 to 1218 code for a protein of 405 amino acids. NCBI's taxonomy places the organism in Eukaryota, Metazoa, Chordata, Actinopteri, Cypriniformes, Danionidae. Gene Ontology annotation, molecular function: muscle alpha-actinin binding; actin binding. Gene Ontology annotation, biological process: muscle structure development; actin cytoskeleton organization. The transcript has 9 exons. The record is from RefSeq and is a predicted model, not a curated record. Gene Ontology annotation, cellular component: filamentous actin; stress fiber; adherens junction.
AUGGAUGAACUCGAUAUGCUUUUAGAGCAGCUGGCUCAUAACUCCAGCGAGGCUUCAGACCCUCCUGCACUCCUUCCAGCCAAAACCCUGAAAAACAACAACACAACUAUGCUCCAACAAACUGAAUCCUCAGGUCUCAUCGCUGGUCCAGGACAGACAUUUGAUAACCCCUACAGUGUUCCUACAGCCCCUGUAGAGGCCAGUCUAAUGAGUCCCGGGACAGCGACACGAGAACUGGAAUCCCUCAUGAAUAAUCUGAUGGGUCUCGAUCUGGAGGUUUCAGAGCCAGUUCCCUCAUCAAACCCACCUCCACUGGCUCGCAAGUCAAUAAAGGCCAAAACAACAGAGGAAACUGGAGAAAGUGGUUGUGGAAGACAGGAAGAGGACAGGAAACCUCAGCAUCCUCCUCUGUCAGAGAAACUCUCCAAGGGCGUGGAUGCUAUAGAUGAUCUGCUAGGCUCGCUCAGCUCUGAUAUGGAGAAAAUGGGGGUUCGCACCGCUGCCAAAGGCCAUUGUGCUUCUUGUGGCAAGUGUAUAGCUGGGAAGAUGAUCACAGCUCUGGGUCAGGUGUGGCACCAAGAACACUUUGUGUGCUCUUCGUGCAGGGAAGAACUGGGCACAUGUGGUUUCUUUGAGCGAGACGGCAAGCCGUACUGUGAGAAAGACUAUCAGAAACUCUUCUCUCCUCGCUGUGCUUACUGCAAGGGCCCUAUUACUCACAACAUUCUAACAGCGAUGGAUCAAACAUGGCACCCAGAACACUUCUUCUGCUGCCACUGUGGGGAUCUAUUCGGACCUGAAGGCUAUCUGGAGAGAGAUGGCAAACCUUAUUGCUCCAGGGAUUUCUACCGUCUCUUUGCGCCGAAAUGCUCGGGCUGUGGAGAACCAGUGAAGGAGAACUAUCUGUCCGCAGCCAAUGGGACCUGGCACCCCGACUGCUUCGUCUGUGCGGACUGUCUGAAGCCUUUCACGGACGGCUGCUUCCUGGAGCUGAACGGUCGGCCCCUGUGUUCUCUGCACUAUCACUCCAGACAGGGCACUCUGUGUGGGACGUGCGGGGAGCCUAUAGCGGGACGCUGCAUCGCCGCUCUGGACCGCAAGUUUCACCCCGAACACUUUGUGUGCGCAUUCUGCCUCCGACAGCUCAGUCAGGGAGUGUUUAAAGAGCAGGCAGGGAAGCCGUACUGUUCCGUGUGUCACGCCAAACUCUUUGUGUGAAUACUGAAGGGUUUAGUAAAAAGGAAAGAUUUAAAGAAGUGGCUCUCAACAUUUUUAACUCCAAUGGCCAAUUAAAUAGUCAAGUUUAUUCAAAUAAAACUAUUACAUUACAUUUCUAAUUAAUACACUGUAAAAAAAAA